Molecule: messenger RNA, 561 nt
Organism: Medicago truncatula (barrel medic)
Lineage: Eukaryota; Viridiplantae; Streptophyta; Magnoliopsida; Fabales; Fabaceae
Product: protein FLOWERING proteinUS T
Exons: 4
Coding region: 1-528 (175 amino acids)
Source: RefSeq, a predicted model, not a curated record
AUGAGUGGUAGUAGUAGAGACCCUCUUGUUGUUGGAGGUGUAAUUGGUGAUGUAUUGGUCCCCUUUCAAAGUUCUAUUCCUAUAAGAGUUUCCUACAAUGGUAAAGAACUUAACAAUGGCUGUGAAUUCAAACCUUCUCAAGUUGUCAAUCAACCAAGAGUUAGUGUUGGUGGAGAUGAUCUUAGAAACUUCUAUACUCUGAUCAUGGUGGAUCCAGAUGCACCUAGCCCUAGUAACCCAAAUUUGAGGGAGUAUCUUCAUUGGUUGGUGACUGAUAUUCCUGCAACUACUGGACCUACUUUUGGUCAUGAAGUGGUCCCUUAUGAGAGUCCACGACCUUCGAUGGGAAUUCAUCGCAUCGUCUUUGUGAUUUUUCGUCAACUUGGUAGAGAGACGGUUUAUGCUCCAGGUUGGCGACAGAAUUUCAACACUAGAGAAUUUGCAGAACUUUACAAUUUGGGAUUGCCAGUUGCUGCUGCUUAUUUUAACAUUCAAAGGGAACAUGGCUCUGGUGGAAGAAGGUUAUGAUGAUGAUUGACUAUCUUAUUGCAUAAAAAAAAA